This is a messenger RNA of Vicia villosa (hairy vetch), 2587 nucleotides long. RefSeq names its product FRIGIDA-like protein 5. The transcript has 4 exons. The record is from RefSeq and is a predicted model, not a curated record. Bases 102 to 2384 code for a protein of 760 amino acids. NCBI's taxonomy places the organism in Eukaryota, Viridiplantae, Streptophyta, Magnoliopsida, Fabales, Fabaceae.
AAAUUGUUGUAUAUUUAUUUAUUUUAUCAUUUCGGUUUUUUCUUCAGGAUUUCAUAUCGUGUUUGUAAUUCUUGAGGUUUUCCAGUUUCUAUAACUUAACUAUGGAUUUUGAGGCUUCUGAUGUGAGGGAACCUGUUUUUUGUGAUGACUUUAAACCGGAAGAUGGUGAUGAUGUUCUUUUGCUAACUAGGAUUUCCUCGAUUGCGAGUUUGGGAACAUGUAGUAAUAAACGUGAUGUGUCUCUUAAAAGGAAAUUUGAUGAUAGCAAUUCCUUGCAUAUUAAAGUUAAGAAAUCAAAGGUGUCAACAUAUGUUGAUCGCGACAAAGAUGAAGAUGAUAUUCAUUUGUCCGAUAAAAUUAUAAGGCCAUGCAAGCCAGCUGAUAAUUCGUUUUCGUCGCUGAAGAGAGACCUUGCAUUGUUAGAAAAAUUAUUUGAGGAAGGCAGAAGGAAGACGGGAGUAGAAGAGAAGAGAUUGCAGUGCAUAAAGAGAGAGAUUGAGGAGUGCUGCAAAGUGCUUGAAAGUAAGAAAAAGAAAGUUAGUUUUGUUAGAAGAAUGAAAGAAGCUCACAAUAAAAUGCAGGGGAAAGUUGAAGAAUGUAUGCAGGAUUUUGUAGUGAAGGAAGGACAGCUCCAUUUGAUGGAGGAUUUGAGUGGAGAGCGCAUGCAAGAGCUCAAGACUAAAAAGAUUGAACUUAAUCAAGUGAAGGGUAAAAUUGAUAAGGACUGUGGGAGGAAGGAAGAUGAACUCAAGGCUCUUUCCCAAAAAAUUGCUGAAUGUACUUUAGAACUUAAGGCCAAAGAGAAGGAACUCGAUGCAAUGAACAAAUUAAUUGGCGGGCAAGCAGAAGAAUUAGAGUCCGAAAGGAAGAAGUUAGAGGGUAAAGAAAGGGAGUUUGAAUGUCAAAUGAAAGAGUUGGUAUCGAAACAAAGGCAUUUGGAAAGCCGAUUGGAGGAGCUUGAGUCAAAUGAGAAGCAUUUUGAAAUCCGAUUCAAGGAGCUUGAAUCAAAAGAAAGAGAUUUUGAAGGUCAGGUGAAAGAGAUGGAAUCUAAAAAGAAGGACUUUGUAAGACGAGUCAAUGAGUUAGAGUCAAAAGAGAACAUACUUGUAGGGCGAGUGAAGGAGUUUGAAUCCAAAAAGAAAGAAUUUGAAUUACCCCUGAAGGAGUUGGUAAAGAAACUGGAAUCGAAACAGAAGCAUUUCAACCGCGGAAUGAAGGUGCUUGAGUCUAUAGAGCAAAUUGAAGGCAGAGUAACGGAACUUGAAUCAAAAGAGAGAAAACUUGAAGACCAUGUGAAGGACAUUAAAUCAAAAGAGGAGGAACUUGAUGGUCGAGUUAAGGAGUUCGAAUCAAAUAAGAAGCAUUUUGAAAGCCAAUUUCAAAACUUCAAAUCAAAAGAAAAGCAAUUUGAAGGAUUGAGGAAAGAAUUUGAAUUAAGAAAGAAUAAGUUCAAAGUAAAGGUUAAGGAGCUCAAUUUAAAAGAGAAGCUGUUUGGAGGUCAAGUCAAAUAUCUUGAGUCAGAGAUGAAUAAAAUUGAUAGACAACUAAAGGAGCCCGAGUUGACAGAAAAACAAUAUGAAGUAUUAACAAAAUAUAUUGCUGAAGAAAAAGAUUCAGGAUUGCAGUUGGACUCAAAUGAGAAAACUGAUGGGGUUGAGUCACUUCGCAGUGGUGUUUUAGUAAAUCUGCUAGAAUCAUCAGAUCCAGCAAAACUUGUGUUGGAUAUAAUACUGAACCCCACUAUUCCACUUUGUGAUAAGAAAGGAGACCAUGCUGUGAUUAUUAAUGAUAGCCACAUCAAUCUGCUAGAACAACUGAUGACAAUCUCACCAUAUAUCAAACCUAGUGUACGAAAAGAAGCAUUGAAGCUAGCACUUGAUUUGAAAGCUAACGUGAAGGAAAAUACUGAAAAUUAUCUGUCGGUUCUUGGUUUUCUACUGCUUUUGUCCAUUUAUGGAUUGGUUACUUUUUUUAUUGAAGAUGAAAUUUUGGAGUUUUAUGCAUCUGUUGCUCAUUACAAGAUAGCUGCGAAGCUGUUCAAGAACCUGGGCUUUGCGAAUAAAGUUUCUGAUUUUGUUGAGAAUCUUAUCAAGAGAAAGCAAAUUGUUGGAGCUGUUAGAUUCAGUUGUGAAUAUAACUUGGCUGACAAGAAUCAACUAAUUGAUCUCUUGCAAGAACACAUCCGGGAUGCCAGACAGAUAUGUGAGAUCAGUUGCAACAACAGCAACUCCAAUGAAAUCAAGGAUAAGGCGAGAGAUCGAGAAAUUGCUUGUCUGGAAACUGUUCUACAGUGCAUUUCAGAUCACGGCCUAGAACAUAAGGUUCUGUUUAACAAGGAGAUUAAAUAUCGCAUUCUUGAGCUAAAAGGAUAUAAAGGCAAUUAGUUUUCUACUGGAACAACUUAAUGCAAGAAUGUAGUAAUAGUUUGUUGGGAGGGAUAUGCUAUUCAUGCUAAAUAUAAAAGCUUGAUUAUAUCACUAUUUGUAAAGCUGUAAAUCUAUCCUUGUAAUGAAACUCUGUUUCUUUUAUUCGAUUUUUUUAGCAUAUAUUUGAGUUGAAUAUGAGAACACGUUCACUCUAAUUAUGA